AGAAGGAACCCCAAUUGCUGAUAGUACACCCGUGUGUGUGACGGGGGCGGUGUGCGGGGAUAUACGCGGCACGUAGCGCCUCCCCUCCUAUGUACUAUCAGCGCUUCCCUCGCCCGCACUCUGAAGUAACUUCUUUCACUUUGUGACAGGAGGAAGUGACCUGCGCUGGGUGUAUCUCGCCCUGUACCCGGGAGGCGCCAUGUUCUGCCUGUCACACACCGCCGCCGCUUAGUAACUUGGCGAGGAGGCAUGCUCGCUGCGGGGGAGAGGUGACCCUGUGAGCGGACGUCAUACACUGAUACACCGGGCGGCAUUGAAGGCCGGGCGCGUUAUCCCUAAGAGAUGGAUUUUACCACUCUGCUUUAUAAGAUUGACUCCGAUCUUACCCAAGAGGAUUUAGAGAGCUUUAAAUUCCUUUGUGCUAAGUUACUUCCAGGCAAGAGACUGGUGUCCAUAAAGUCAAAUCUAGAUUUCUUUGAAGAACUUCAAAAAUUCAGUCUUAUUGAUGAAACUAAUUAUUUUCUACUGGCUGAAUUACUGUAUAUAAUAGGACAGCAUAGUCUCCUGAAACUGCUGAACUCCUCCCGGCAUCAGGUGCAGGAACACCUACAAGAGAGAGGGAAAAUACCUUUAUACAGACGAAUGCUUUUUGAGCUUUAUGAAAAUAUCACCAACGAUGACCUAAAGACUAUUAUAUACCUCUUGAAGCUUCCACCCAAGUUCAAAGAAAACAAGAGUCUUCUGGAUGUUUUGUGUUAUCUGGAGAAAAAAGAAUUAAUAUCUGAGAAUAACUUGGUAGUUCUGGAAGAUGCAUUACGCCAUGUGGCUCAAGACCUUAUUAGGACUAUAACCAAAUACAAGGAAGAAUUACAAGGAAUGAUGCAGACAUCGUCAUUGCCUUCAGAGGAGGACUUUGAAGACUUACCAAAGCCACAAUUCCCUGUCCAGGUUGUUACUGCUGCUCGUUCAUCUACUGGCAUGAAAAUCCCGACUGAAGACAUGGGAGCACUGAGCAUUGGGGAACAUAUGGAAGAAGUAUGUGGUAUGGCCAAUGAUGAAGAAGACCGUCACCUCACUUACUGGGUCUGGCUGCGGCUGCAGCUUCCUUGGACCGCGCACGCCGCUCUGCUUGUGAUUUUAAAGGAGAAGGCACACCAAAUGUGA
Messenger RNA from Pseudophryne corroboree (corroboree frog), 1164 nucleotides. RefSeq names its product caspase-10-like. The record is from RefSeq and is a predicted model, not a curated record. Lineage: Eukaryota; Metazoa; Chordata; Amphibia; Anura; Myobatrachidae. The transcript is spliced from 8 exons. Gene Ontology annotation, molecular function: protein binding. Gene Ontology annotation, biological process: regulation of apoptotic process. The coding region runs from base 343 to 1164 and encodes 273 amino acids.